AUGUCUUUGGGGGGGCGGGCGGCCCUGCUGCGGUUGGGGCUGCGGGGCACCCCCCGGGGGGAGGUGAGCCCCGAUUUCCUCUCCCUCACCCUGGACGCCAGCCUGGCCCGCGACCCCCGCUAUGUCGCCUUGCUCAGCAAUCCCAAACUGCGUGCCCUGGCAACAGCCCUGUCCCCAGGCUUCCUGAGGUUCGGCGGCACCGAGACGGAUUUUCUCAUCUUCGAUCCCAACAAAGAUUCAACUUUGGAAGAAAAAAUCCUCUGGGAACUUCAGAGCAAGCAAGAGGCUUGCGGCUCCAGGCCGGCGUUCGCCGCAGUGGAGAAGCUGCUGCUGGCCCAGUGGCCCAGCCAGGAGAAGCUGAUUCUUGCAGAGCAUAACUGGAAAAAGCACAAAAACACCACCAUCACAAGAAACACGCUGGAUAUUCUCUACAGCUUUGCAAACUGCUCGGGGUUUCACCUGGUCUUCGGGCUCAACGCCUUGCUGCGGAAAGACGGCUUGCAGUGGGACAGCUCGAACGCCCGGGCACUGCUGGACUACUGUGCCUCACGGAGCUACAACAUCUCCUGGGAGCUGGGAAACGAGCCCAACAGCUUCAGGAAGAAAUCUGGUGUCUACAUCGAUGGCUUCCAGCUGGGGCAAGAUUUUAUUCGCUUACGCCAACUUCUGAGUGACUAUACCCUCUACCAGCACGCGAAGCUCUACGGUCCUGACGUCGGGCAGCCCCGAAAGCACACACAGAAACUGCUGAGAAGCUUCCUGAAGUCAGGAGGGAAGGUGAUCGAUUCCGUCACGUGGCACCACUACUAUGUGAAUGGACGAAGUGCAACGAGGGAGGAUUUCUUGAGCCCCAAAGUGCUGGAUAGCUUUGCCACAUCCGUACAUGAAGUCCAGCAGAUCGUUGGUGGGACUGUGCCCGAGAAGAAGAUCUGGCUAGGAGAGACGAGUUCUGCCUACGGAGGUGGAGCUCCCAGGCUGUCCAACACUUAUGUUGCUGGCUUUAUGUGGUUGGACAAACUCGGGCUUUCAGCCAGGCAGGGGAUUGACGUGGUGAUGAGACAGGUUUUCUUCGGGGCGGGGACCUACCACCUGGUGGACGCCAACUUUGAGCCUUUGCCGGACUACUGGCUCUCGCUGCUCUACAAGAAGCUGGUGGGUACCAAAGUGUUGCAUGUCAGCCUGGUGGGAGCCGACGAGAAGCAGCUCCGUGUCUACCUCCACUGCACCAACACCCUCCACCCGAAGUACAGAGAAGGGGACGUGACGCUGUUUGCCUUAAACCUCUACAAUGUCACCCAACAUUUGCAGCUACCGAAUUACUUAUCGAGCAAGCACGUGGACCAGUACCUCUUACUGCCUCAUGGCAAAGAGACCAUACUUUCCAGGUCUAUGGAGCUGAACGGCCGCGUGCUACGGAUGGUGGAUGACAAAACGCUGCCAGAGCUUAUGGAAAAACCCCUUGGUCCCGGCAGCACGUUCGGCCUCCCAGCCUUCUCCUACGGCUUUUACGUUAUCAGAAACGCCAAAGCUACUGCUUGCAUUUAAAGGGCUGCACGCGCGCACGCAGGACAAGUGUAAAGCACUCGGCUCGUUAGGGAAGUUUAAUCCUAGAAAUUCACGUUUCUGCCGUGAGAUUUAAUUCUGGCAAGGGAUUGCAGGUGUGGCAGCACCGCGACAGCCUGUGGGCUGGGGGAAGCAGGAGGUCGCGCUGGGUGAUUGGUACAGGAAAGAUGCUCCUUAAGCAUCCUUGGAGAUGAUCCAAGAAGAGCUAUCCCAGGAAGGAGCUGGAUUUGCUCUCGAGUCACUGUGCCCGAGCAUGGAGACCUUUUCCACGCCACACGUGGAGCUGAAUCAACUUCUCAUGCUGCACCUGGGGUUCUGCCAGCCGGGAACUGCAACCUCCCCUCUCCCUCAUUUCUGCAAGCACAGCUCUUGAAGCAGUUCCUUCAAAAGUUUUCCUUCGGAAAGGACAGAUGAGCAGGGUUUUCGUUGCAGCUGUACAGCUGUGAUUUUGCCUGCACCACGUGGGGAAGCCUGAGGAGGGGGCUGAGGUUGCUGAGGGCAUCUUGGGGUGGAAAGCGAGGACACACAAAGCCAAGCGUGGUCAGAACGCCUGGCUGAGAAACCAGGUCCUCCAUGGGAUUUGGGGCAGCAGCAGCAUGUAUUUUUCCCAAGCUAGGAGAGUUUGGUCACAAGAAGGAGCUGUGGCCAUAUGUGGCUUUCCAAAGGCAAGUUUUUGACACAGGAAAUGCAGGCUGUUCCUGCAGGGUGGUCCUACCUCUGCCCCCACACACUUCAUCCCUGGGAGGAGAGGAGCCCAUCAGCGCCCAGGCAAACCCUCCAUGGUCAGUGGGCUGCAUGGGGAGGGCUCAUGACUGGUUCAGCUGGAAAGGACUUCCCUGAACACAUCUGCAGGUGAAGCUCUGCUUUACACUCCCCAACUCACUCAGGUUUCUUCUGUCCUUGAGGAAAGGGAAGAAUAAGGAGACUGAGCAAAACCCCAACCCUUCCACCAUCGGAGGGACUUCAGUGGCCUUAGAACAUCCUGGGGACAAACCUGCGCACCCUGCUGAGGUCCAGUGGGCCACCAGCUACUUUCCUCUGGCUGGAGGGCUGCUGGUCUGCAGGUCAGCAGAAAGCCUGGGAGAAUACCUCUGGUCUUCCCCACACGUUUAUUUGCACCUGCUUUUUUUUGAGCCAUAUAACUCAUGCCACUGUCAGCGCCUUACAAUAUUUUGAGCACAGCAGGAAAAAACUCUAUUUCCCUUCUUAAAAAAAACUUUCAAGUGAUGCCACCAGCUACAUGAGGUUUCAACGCAAGGCAGGGGGGAGAGGGAGCCGUUUUUAGUGAGAAGACUUUAAAAACAGACACACUUUGGAAGCUGUGGUGAAAAACUGCACGCCGAAAAGUUGGUAUUUAAGUUCACUAUGAAAACAGUUUUUGUACCCGCAGUGCAGAUGCAUUCUGUGAAGGGUUAUGUAUCAGGGGGUAAUAUAGAUCAGAAAUGAGACUAAUGAAGGCUAAGUUUGUUUACAUUGUCCAAAGCAAAGAGAGCAUAAAAUGGAGUGAAAAGUCUUACAUACAGUCAAUGUAAAGUUAAUAAUAUAUUAUUAUUAUAGUAAUGUCAGUUACAACUAAGACAUCAAAGUUAUCAUUUGCCUGGUAGCUUCUUUUUACAACUUUUCUAACAGUUUUGUUAAUUCCAAUGCUUGUGGCUUAUACUUGAAGAUUUUAAUUAAAGUGGUUUUUACCAGC
This is a messenger RNA of Calidris pugnax (ruff), 3256 nucleotides long. It is a transcript of the gene HPSE, whose product is annotated as heparanase. Gene Ontology annotation, cellular component: extracellular matrix; membrane. Gene Ontology annotation, molecular function: hydrolase activity, acting on glycosyl bonds. NCBI's taxonomy places the organism in Eukaryota, Metazoa, Chordata, Aves, Charadriiformes, Scolopacidae. The coding region runs from base 1 to 1545 and encodes 514 amino acids. The transcript is spliced from 13 exons. The record is from RefSeq and is a predicted model, not a curated record.